This is a messenger RNA of Microthlaspi erraticum, 1221 nucleotides long. The record is from the annotation of a GenBank genome assembly. Lineage: Eukaryota; Viridiplantae; Streptophyta; Magnoliopsida; Brassicales; Brassicaceae.
AUGGAGGAAGAUUUGAAGAAGCAAGGCGAGGCCAUUGAAGACAAUAGGAGAGCGAUACACUUUACCAAAGUUUCUACCAAGGAGAUGGACAAUCACUUAGAUGAGAAGAUCACAAGUCUUGAUAACAACCUCGAUGGCACCACCAAGAGUCUCAAUUCAAUAACAGCAGUAGCUCAUCAAGCUAAGAGGGAGGCACAAAUCCGAGAUUUACACAUCUCUCUAGACAAGAGGAGCCAAGAUAUUCAAAGAAGAGCUAGAGGGCUUGAAGACAAAGUAGAUGGAGUCUCCAAGGAAGUCAAGGAUUUAACCACUCGCUUAGCCAACUUGGAAGAGAAGAGAAGAGCUGAUCAAGAAAGAGCCACAAGGCUAACCACUGGAACAAGAGAAGAUAGCACCAAAAGGAAGAACCCUUACUCAAAGUCUUCACAACCGCCUCCCACCAAGGAGAAGAGGAAGACAAGAUCAUCACUUGAAGAGAUCAUAGAUGAUUUCAACUUUAUGGCGAGGAGAUUCCCUUAUGGUGUGCCGUUUGAUAAUGCUUGCAACAAGAGUCCAUUCAUGCAAGACCUAGCUUGGACACAAGAUUGGAGUCUAGCUGAAAUGGAAAAGAUGUACGAGGAAGCAAGAAAGGGGAUGCCUAAACCUAGGUUUCUACACAAGCUUCAUGACCCAGGUUACUUCCUUAUACAUUUCUCUAUCAAUGGAAGCUACUUUGAUGAUGCUCUUUGCGAUUCCGGUUCUAGUGUGAACCUUAUGCCGGCCGAGAUAGCCAAGAAGUUGGGAUUGAUCAAUUCAAUUGUGAAAUCUCGAAUGGAUUUAAAGCUAGCUGAUUCAUCAUUGACCGAACCACUUGGAGAGGUUAAAGACAUUCAGCUUGAUUUUGGAGGCUGCAUAGUUCCAGCCAACUUCUAUGUAGUAACCAUGAAGGAUCCGGAGGACUUAAAGCUUUUGCUUGGAAGAUCAUUCCUAGCCACAGCUGGAGCGAUCAUGGAUUGGCCUAAUAGAAGAAUCUCUCUAGCCAAUGUUGACAAGGACACCUUCUACGAUGCUGCACCUCCCGGUUUCUCAUCCAAGCGAUUUCGCUACACAAGUGGAGGAGAGUGCUCACAAGUAAGAGGAGAGUCGCAUGGCUACUUGAUCAAGGAAGUUCUACAGGACAAGAUGCACUUGGAAUCAUCAGGCAACAGGAAGUUCUUGGAGCCACCAAUCCUACCUAACUAA